UCUGCGCCGAAUUUGACCACGUGGGGACGUUUUUUGCAGAGGUAGCAAAACAUCCGCAGUGACGCUUGGUUGUUUGACAGUGAGCAUGAAAAAUACUUUUUUGUUUCUUUUUGACAUUACAGAACUUUCCAGAAAAAGCUGCAACGGUUCCGAUAUCAGAGUCACUUUUUCUAGACCAUGCCCCACGACCCCGACCCUCCACCGGCUAAAAAAUUCAAGCCGGGAUCUGUUUUCUUCCGUCUCGAUAAGAAUAAACCUGGAAUGCUGCUGCCUAGAAAGGGAAAUGCAACCACUCCAAUAGACGUCCAGAGGAAACAGCUUCCCAUCUACCAGGCGAAACCUCAGCUACUGAACCAACUGAGACAGCUUCCCAAUGUUAUUCUCAUCGGGGAGACUGGCUCUGGGAAGACCACUCAGAUCCCCCAGUAUCUGUAUGAGGCCGGCAUUGGACGACAGGGCAUCAUCGCCAUCACUCAGCCACGUCGAGUUGCUGCCAUCUCACUGGCAGGAAGGGUGGCAGAGGAGAAGAGGACGCAGCUUGGCAAACUGGUUGGUUACACAGUGCGCUUUGAAGAUGUCACCUCUUCUGAGACAAAGUUGAAGUUCAUGACAGAUGGCAUGCUUCUGCGUGAGGCCAUCGGAGACCCCUUGCUGCUGCGCUACACUGUGGUGGUCCUGGAUGAAGCUCAUGAGCGCACCGUGCACACUGAUGUGCUGUUCGGCGUGGUUAAGACUGCUCAACGCAGGCGCAGAGAACUUAAUAAGAUUCCCCUGAAGGUCAUAGUGAUGUCCGCCACAAUGGAUGUGGAUUUGUUCUCUGAGUACUUCAACAAGUCACCCGUACUGUACCUGGAGGGCAGGCAGCAUCCCAUUCAGAUCUACUACACCAAACAUUCCCAGUCAGACUACCUGCAGGCCGCACUCGUCUCCGUCUUCCAGAUCCAUCAGGAGGCUCCUCCGUCCCACGAUAUUUUAGUCUUCAUGACUGGUCAGGAGGAAAUCGAGGCUCUGGCAAGGACAUGCCGAGACAUCUCUAAGCAUCUGCCUGACGGCUGUGGUCCCAUGUUGGUUAUCCCUCUGUACGCAUCACUGCCCCCAGCACAGCAGCUCAGGUGCUUCCAGCCAGCUCCCAAGGGAUGUAGGAAGGUCAUCCUCUCAACCAACAUUGCAGAGACGUCCAUCACAAUCUCUGGGAUCAAGUUCGUCAUAGACACGGGGAUGGUGAAGGCCAAACGUUUCAAUCCUGACAGCGGGCUAGAGGUGCUGGCAGUGCAGCGGGUUUCUAAGGCGCAGGCGUGGCAGCGAUCGGGCCGGGCUGGCAGGGAGGACUCUGGCUCCUGCUAUCGUCUCUACACUGAGCACGAGUUUGACAACCUCAUCCCCAUGACUGUGCCUGAGAUCCAGAGGUGUAACUUAUCCAGUGUGAUGCUGCAGCUCAUGGCUCUGGGGAUUCCAGAUGUGAUGAAUUUUGAUUUCAUGUCCAAGCCUUCUCCAGAGGCCGUCCGCUCUGCUGUGGAGCAUUUAGAGCUGCUGGGGGCUUUAGAGAGGAAGGAGGGGCAGGUCUUCCUCACCGCUCUGGGAAAGAAGAUGGCAAGCUUCCCUCUGGAGCCGAGAUAUGCCAAGACCAUCCUGCUGUCCCCUGACUACUCCUGCUCUGAGGAGAUUUUGAGCAUCGUAUCGCUGCUGUCAGUGGACACUGUACUGUAUAACCCUCCUGCCCGGCGGGAAGACGUGCUCGCUGCACGCAAGAAGUUCUCCUCCAGCGAAGGAGACCACAUAACGCUGCUUAACAUCUACAGAGCUUUCAAGAAAGUCAGUGGUAAUAAGGAGUGGUGUCGGGAGAACUUUGUUAACAGCAGGAACAUGGGUCUGGUGAAAGAUGUCCAGGCGCAACUCAAAGAUAUCUGCCUUAAGCUCAAUUUGAAGAUGGAGUCAUGUGGGCCGGACAUGGGAAACGUUCGCCACUGCCUUGCCCAUGGGAUGUUCGUCAAUGCCGCGGAGCUACAACCUGACGGCAGCUACUUGGCUCUGGACACUCACCAGCCCGUGGCCAUCCACCCCUCCUCCGUCCUUUUCCAGGGCAAGCCAGCAUACGUGGUGUUCAACGAGCUGCUGCACACCUCCCGCUGCUACAUGAGGGACCUGUGUUUGGUGGAUGCAGACUGGCUGCUGGAUGCAGCACCAGAGUACUUUGGCCGCAAACUCCACCCCAGCAAGAGCUAACCAACAGAGAAACGGGACCGAAGUAAAUCUCUGCAAGGACACCUCCCCUUCCUCAAAUCACCCAGUGGCAACUAAACUGGAAAAUGUGUUCUCUUCACAAAGCUGAAUUUAGACAAAGACGCUUAUUGAUUACGUACAAGUGCAACUCAGAAAAGAACAUUUUCUGUGUAGUAAACUUCUGGAUUUCACUACCUCCCAGUUGACAAGCAUUUUGCAUGUGUCACUGCAACAGAAAUCUGCAUAUUGAGGCCUCACAACAACUUUGACUUCCUGUAAGACUGUAAAUCAGAUUUUAUAAACUGUGUUUCCUCUGCCUGGUAGUAUUUCAUCUUACCAUUUAGCCAGCUGAAACAAAACAGUCUUUUUGAGAUGUCAUGCAUCAAUUCCUUCAACACAUGCAUGCGUUUUAACAGCACAGAUAACGUCACAGGAGCCGUUCUUCAAUUAAAUCUAAUCAGACUCGAUAGAAUGCUACUUUCCAUAUGUUCAUCUCACCAAAUAUUGUACUUGCUUGUUAAGCCACCGACCCAACAAGACUCAGAAAGCUAAAGACUUGUUAGUGGCUCUUUUCUGUGUCAUUUUGAAUAAUAAUGAGGAGUUAAUGUCUUUGAAAUGUUAGCUUCUCAGAAGCAAAGCAGUCUUGUCUUAAAGUUUCCCACCAUGUAGUUUUGAAUUUAUACAAAGUGGUCUUAAAGGGUUUAUAUAUGCAAGGACGGUAGAUUUGUCUUCACCUAACGAGGUUAUUUAAAUACAAGAAAAUAUGAAAAUUGCCAAAGUCGGAGUGAGAAUAUGAGGUUUUUACAUGUCCCAGUGACAUGACUUCACUUUUAUAGUUACUCUACAUGCAGCACUUGGCUUGUAAGCUUGUGCAUGCCUUUUUUUUCCACAUCUAUGAUUGUGUCACGAGUUUCUUAAAUACAUGCACAUCAGGAGAAGUAGCAUGCCUUAUUCUCCAGGUCCGACUGUCACCCAGCCCCUACGCAGACUAACCAGACGUAUGCUAACAACAUGGGAAUGCUGUGCAUGGAGAUUCUAGUUGGCGACUUGAUCCCUCAGGUCUUACAUACUUUGUAGAAUGUAAAUCACACCAUGUUUAGGAAUAGGAUGGAUGCUCUUCUUGUCUUUUUCUACACUGGACUCAGGAUUGUACAAUAUAUAUACCGUAACCUGAAUAAAUUACAUACACUA
Messenger RNA from Cottoperca gobio, 3411 nucleotides. It is a transcript of the gene dhx33, whose product is annotated as DEAH (Asp-Glu-Ala-His) box polypeptide 33. Gene Ontology annotation, cellular component: intracellular anatomical structure; nucleolus. The record is from RefSeq and is a predicted model, not a curated record. Gene Ontology annotation, molecular function: ATP binding; double-stranded RNA binding; helicase activity. Lineage: Eukaryota; Metazoa; Chordata; Actinopteri; Perciformes; Bovichtidae. Gene Ontology annotation, biological process: positive regulation of transcription by RNA polymerase I. Bases 178 to 2223 code for a protein of 681 amino acids. The transcript has 12 exons.